AUGUCUGCCCCAGUCCCCACCGGCGAGGAGUAUCUCGCACAGCCAGAGAUCCAAGCCGUGCUGGAAAAGCGCCCCGAGAUCAAGGCCUUCCUCGAUAAGCAUCCAUUCGUUGUCCUCGGCCGCGCCGCCUACGAGGCUCAUUCCAAGACCUUCACCGAGCUCAAGGACAACGAGGUCUUUGAGUACGAGAGCGCCGAUCCCGACCUCCAAAACAAGCGCCUCUUUGCCGCGGCUGCCAUCAACGAUGAGUACCUGGAGAAGCGCUUCCAAGCCAGCGCCAGGGGCCCUGCCGACGGGAACCAGUACGAUGACCUUGACGGAUGCCUCCUCGAGGUGCUGGUAAUCCACGUAGUCCGCGCUGCCGCGAUGGGCGCCAUUCGCCAACCCCGCGUCCGGACAGCGACGUGGCGAUACUUGGAGCGCAGCAUCUCUAGCAGCCCCGACGCCACAUCGGUUCCAGACCCGCCCCCAAGGCGGUACGAGAUGUGAUCCUGUCGAAUGCUUCAUUCUUCAGCCUUCCCCCAUUUGAAGAAGACACCGUCAGCAAUCAGUGGUAUGAAUACGGCGCGAAGUUGCAUUUAGAAGCCUUAAGAAUGUCAGUUUCACCAGCAUCUCUCCCGGGCAUCCAGUCAGUAUUUCCAAAAUCUAUCCUCUUGACACUGGACGUCGAAAAUAAAUUUCCGG
This is a messenger RNA of Gaeumannomyces tritici R3-111a-1, 684 nucleotides long. RefSeq lists its product as hypothetical. The record is from RefSeq and is a predicted model, not a curated record. The coding region runs from base 1 to 489 and encodes 162 amino acids. NCBI's taxonomy places the organism in Eukaryota, Fungi, Ascomycota, Sordariomycetes, Magnaporthales, Magnaporthaceae. The transcript has 4 exons.